Molecule: messenger RNA, 957 nt
Organism: Closterium sp. Naga37s-1
Lineage: Eukaryota; Viridiplantae; Streptophyta; Zygnematophyceae; Desmidiales; Closteriaceae
Source: the annotation of a GenBank genome assembly
AUGCCCAGGUUCUCAUGCCUAUCAUUCCCCUCCUUCCCCCCCUCGCAGCUCGUUUGCAACCCUCAUGGAUGCCGACGGGCAUUGUCAUUCGCAACUAAUUUGCCAACCACCCUCUCCUCCCACUGCCCUCUCCUCGCACUUGCCUCUCCCCACACUGCUCUCACCUCCACACCCAUCACCACGCAGCUCAUUUGCAACCAUCACGGCGUCAGGGAGGGAGAGCAACAUGCCGACGGGCAUUGUCAUUCGCAACGCCAAGAUCUCCGUCGACUCGGGCGUCUCCGAGGUCUACCUGGGGCGGCCUCCCCCUCUUCCCCCACACUAGCCCCCCUUCUCCGCUCUCUCCCACACUCAUCCUGCACUUAUGCUCUCAUCCUUCCCUCCCCCUACAGCUCAUUCUCAACCAUCACGGCAUCAGGCAGAGAGAGCAACACGCCGACGGGCAUUGUCAUUUGCAAUGUCAAGAUCUCAGUCGACUCUGGGAUCUCGGAGGUCUACCUGGGGCGGCCCUCUCCCCUCACUCAACCCCCUGUACCCCCCAUUCCGCCCUCCCCUCCCCCGUCCUCUCCGUUCAGCUCCUUCUCAACCAUUACGGCAUCAGGGCGGGAGAGCAACACGCCAACGGGCAUUGUCAUUCGCAACGCCAAGAUCUCAGUGGACUCUGGGGUUUCGGAGGUCUACCUGGGGCGGCCCUGGAAGGAGUGUGCUCGCACCGUCUUCGUGGACAGCUACAUGCCUGCUGAGUUGGAGCGGGACGGGUGGAGCACGUGGGGGGGCGACAGCAAGGGCAGCUGUGUGUACUAUGCAGAGAAGGGCAGCACGGGGCCGGGCAAUGCUGCCAGCCGGGCAUCGUGGGUGCACCCCGGCAUCAUAUCCGAUGCGUCCCAAUUCGACCCCGAGCCGUUUGUUGACCUCAGCUCCUGGCUGGACGUUGCUGGGCAGAACCCCAAGUGGUGA